AUGGAGCUGCUGCGGGUGCUGCUGGCGCUGGCCGGGACGGGCGCAGCCGCCGGCCUGGCCCUGCUGCCCUACGUGCCCCGGGUGCCCCGGCAGCCGCUGGCGGGGAAGGUGACGGCCACCACCUUCGCGCUGGACAAGCCCUUCUGCGUCUUCGACGGCUACACGAACGCCACCGACGGCGUCUGGCUCGCCGUCGUUUUCGCCAACGCCUCGGCCGCCUUCAGAAACCCGGCGUCCACGUGCGACAUCCCGCCCUACCGGCGGCUCCGGGCCGCGCUGGGCUACAUGACGCUGGAGACGCCGGCGGCCGCCUACGCCUGCGGGUCGCGGAGCGCCGCCGUGCUGCGGGUGGGCGGCGAGGCGGCCUGCGGCGCCGCGCGCGGCCCGGCCUCCUGCAACGGGCCCCUGCCCUCCCCGGGGCCGUACAGGGUGAAGUUCGUGGCGCUGGGGCCGCGCGGCCCCACGGCGGAGACGCUCUGGUCGGAGCCCAUCGCCCUGCGGCAAGCCCGCAGCCCCGGCACCCUGGAGCGCGGCGUCGCGGGCCGAGGAGCCAGCGCCGCCCUCGUCAUGGCCUCCGUCCUCGCCGGCCUGGGCGCCGCGCUGGCCGCGGGGCUCUUCACCGCCGUCCGCGCCCGCGCGCGCCGGCCCGAGCGCCCGCUGCAGCGCCGGCUCCCGGCCGCCGCCGGCUCCUUCGCCCGCCGCUCCUACCGGACCCACCACAUCCCGCCGGCCGCCCCGCGGCCCCCCGGCGCCUGCCCAGCCCGGGCCCCGCGCUGA
Rhea pennata is the source of this 777-nucleotide messenger RNA. RefSeq names its product uroplakin-3b-like. The record is from RefSeq and is a predicted model, not a curated record. NCBI's taxonomy places the organism in Eukaryota, Metazoa, Chordata, Aves, Rheiformes, Rheidae. The coding region runs from base 1 to 777 and encodes 258 amino acids. Gene Ontology annotation, cellular component: membrane. The transcript has 6 exons.